AUGCAGGGAGCCAAUCUCUCAGCAGUGAGUGAGUUCAUCCUUAUCAGCUUCUCCACAUUCCCCCACCACCAGCUGGUGUUCUUCCUGCUGUUCCUCCUGAUGCACCUGUUCACUCUGCUGGGGAACCUGCUCAUCAUGGCCACCAUCUGGAGGGAGCGUAGCCUCCACACGCCCAUGCACCUCUUCCUGUGCACAAUCUCCAUCUCCGAGAUCCUCUACACCUUCACCAUCAUCCCACGAAUGCUGGCUGACCUGCUCUCCACCGUCCACUCCAUCACCUUCACAGCCUGUGCCAGCCAGAUGUUCUUCUCCUUCACUUUCGGGUUCACCCACUCCAUCCUGCUCACCGUCAUGGGCUACAACUGCCACGUGGCCAUCUGCCACCCUCUGCGCUAUAGUGUGCUCAUGAGUCCUGGUAGCUGUGCCUGCCUAGUGGCCUGGUCCUGGGCUGGUGGCUCAGUCAUGGGGAUGGUGGUGACAAUGGCUAUUUUCCACCUCAACUUCUGUGGACCCAAUGAGGUCCACCAUUUUGCUUGCCACGUGCCACCACUGUUGAAGUUGGCCUGUGGUGCUAAUGUACCAGGGGUGGCCAAGGGUGUGGGCCUGGUCUGCAUCACC
Molecule: messenger RNA, 618 nt
Organism: Equus quagga
Lineage: Eukaryota; Metazoa; Chordata; Mammalia; Perissodactyla; Equidae
Product: olfactory receptor 10H1-like
Exons: 1
Biological process (GO): G protein-coupled receptor signaling pathway
Cellular component (GO): membrane
Molecular function (GO): G protein-coupled receptor activity; olfactory receptor activity
Source: RefSeq, a predicted model, not a curated record